Messenger RNA from Paramuricea clavata, 10732 nucleotides. The record is from the annotation of a GenBank genome assembly. NCBI's taxonomy places the organism in Eukaryota, Metazoa, Cnidaria, Anthozoa, Malacalcyonacea, Plexauridae.
AGAUAUUGGCGACUGUAGAAUUGGAAGUGAUAAAUGCCAUGUGAAUGCAUCCUGUACCAAUACAUCUGGUUCCUAUACCUGCACUUGCAAAGAAGGCUACACUGGAAAUGGUACACAUUGCGCAGGUAUAGAAAUAUAAUUUUUCAUUUUGAAAUACUCAUUCAUAAACAUCAGGAGAUAUGCAACUUAUCCCCCGAGCCGACGGCGCGAAGCGCCGUGCGAGGGUACUAAUUCUCCCCGGCUAUUUACACCAGGGGAAACGAAAGCAUUAGCGAAGGCUAAAGUUCAUCAAUGAUCGCGGGCGUGGCUCACCAACGAUGGGUGGUCGUCCUCACUGAUCUCAAAAAUAUGGCGGACUGUCAUGAAUAGCGGACACUGAUUGGUCCAAUUUAAAGUUUGCAUUAUAACGGCUGCAUGACGACAGCGAAAUAGCAAACAUUUCUUGAUUUGAUGAUUGAUAAAUUUCUUGCAAAUAUAUUUCAUUUUUGCUCGCAUUUUUGCAAGAUUUUUUAAAUUUCAAAAGCUUUGUCAGAAAGAAAGGGCGAAAGAAUCGGCUAAAAGAAGGUAGCCAACGUUAACGAAGGUAAGUUGUUUUAAAUAUUGAUUUUAUAAUUUCUUUAAAAACCCUAAGGCCUUUGCGUAUAUGAAACAAGUAAAGUACUAAACAAGACAGCAUAUAAUUUCAGUGUAUCUUUAAUACUGAUUCUCUCUUUCUUAUUAUAUAUUGAUUUUUUUAAAUAAAAAAGAAAGCAAAGUUAUUUGCAUGCGAGAAUUUGAAAUCAUUUUAUUGCAAACUCAAAGUUUAUCGAUAAAGCCAUUUAAUUAAAAGCAGCAUGUUUAGUUUUAUAAAGAACACUUUAAAACGUUUUGCAAAGCAUUUAUGGUUGAAUUUUACCUUAAAUUGAAGCUUUUAUUACGUAUAAUAACAUGCCUAACAUAUAUAUGUUGGGAAAUUGAUAAUUUUGUAAUUAAAAGUGAUAUUUUUAGGCGAUUUUUCAUUUUCUGGCCUACCAAUUUCGGGAGGGUGGAUACUGUAGUUCUUCAAUAAUUGAAAUGGCCACAGAACCAUCACUAUGGUUGCGUAGAUCCCAGGAGAUCUUGUGACGUCAUAAUUGUAAUUCAGAGGAAACGAUAUUUUCAGUACAAUGUAUCGCGUUAUAAUGCAUAUAUGGACGCUUUGAAGGCCGCUUUCGAGUUUAGGAUCUGGGUUAAAAUGGACCUGGCACCCUCUCCCGUCUCUCAGCAGACUGAAAUCACUGACGGAAUCGAGUAAACAAUACUUGUUUAAUUUUUCACAUUGGGCGACGGGAAAGGUAUAAUGGUUUGCAAAAUAUUUUUUUCAACAAAAACAACCCGAGAACAAAUUUGGUCAAAUAAACUAUAAAAGUAACCAAUUUAAAGAACCUGAUGUGGAAAUUUUGAUGAUGAUAAGACCAAGACAAGCGAGAACCAGUGGCGUAACGCUCAUUAGGUAGGGUUAGUUCAAAAACUAAAGGCUCACGACGGUUAAGGGGCCCCAUCAGCUACGGCCUAUCGCCCUGAAAGUUAGAAAACGUAAAAAAUGCAGGUUAAGGAUCAUGGGAAAAUACAAAAUUAAUAAAGCUAAAUAAUAAAGCCUCCAUGCACGACGCGGUAGCUGAUUUUUUGUUCCAUCUCGAAUAGAACAAAAGUCAUUCUUAAAAGUUGUUACAUAUGUGUUGGAGGCUGUUAUUUUCUUUGUUAUAGAUACGGAAUUUUCCAGAACAUUCUAUAAGUUUUCGGCAAAAUAAAUAUAAGAUCAACAGGGCCCCCCGCACCAAAUAUGCCUAAGAGCCCGAUCUUCGUCCGUUACGCCACUGACGAGAACAAAAACGUAUUUUUGGAAAUGUUUUUGUUUAAAUUCUUUUUAGUUUUAAUUCCAGGACCUACUACAGGAGAUCCAGUAACUCCUUCACGAAAUCCAGUAACUCCUUCAGGAGAUCCAGUAACUCCUUCACGAGAUCCAGUAAAUCCUUCACGAGAUCCAGUAACUCCUUCAGGAAAUCCAGUCACUCCUUCACGAGAUCCAGUAACUCCUUCACGAGAUCCAGUAACUCCUUCACGAGAUCCAGUAACUCCUUCAGGAAAUCCAGUCACUCCUUCACGAGAUCCAGUGACUCCUUCAGGAGAUCCAGUAACUCCUUCAGGAAAUCCAGUCACUCCUUCAGGAGAUCCAGUAACUCCUUCAGGAAAUCCAGUCACUCCUUCACGAGAUCCAGUGACUCCUUCAGGAAAUCCAGUCACUCCUUCAGGAAAUCCAGUCACUCCUUCACGAGAUCCAGUGACUCCUUCAGGAGAUCCAGUAACUCCUUCAGGAAAUCCAGUCACUCCUUCAGGAGAUCCAGUAACUCCUUCAGGAAAUCCAGUCACUCCUUCAGGAGAUCCAGUAACUCCUUCAGGAAAUCCAGUCACUCCUUCAGGAAAUCCAGUAACUCCUUCACGAAAUCCAGUGACUCCUUCAGGAAAUCCAGUGACUCCUUCAGGAGAUCCAGUGACCCCUUCACGAGAUCCAGUGACCCCUUCACGAGAUCCAGUGACUCCUUCAGGAAAUCCAGUAACUCCUUCAGGAAAUCCAGUGACUCCGUCAGGAAAUCCAGUGACUCCUUUAGGGAAUCCAGUGACCCCUUCACGAGAUCCAGUGACUCCUUCGGGAAGUUCUGUCGCUCCUUCAGGAAAUCCAGUGACUCCUUCACGAGAUCCAGUAACUCCUUCGGGAAGUUCUGUCACUCCUUCAGGAAAUCCAGUGACUCCUUCAGGAAAUCCUGUAACGUUCACACCCUCAGUAACUCCGGUGACUGAAGGGCCAUGUUUUACUUACCCUAGUCCAUGUCAUUCAGAAGCCACUUGUAACAAUAUUUCGGGAAGUAUUAUUUGUACGUGUAAAUCUGGAUACACUGGUAAUGGAACUCUCUGCACUGGUACGUAAACCAUUUGUGACAACACAUCUAAGGCUGCUGCCUGGAUUGAGCCUUAUAAUUAAAUCUUCCAGAAUUACUUUACCAUCUGUUUCACACUGUAUUUUAAUAUAAGCGGGAUAUAAUAGACAAUUUCGUUGACUAAUGCGUGUGCUGUGACGCAAUAAUAUACCGUGAUCUGUCAUGUGACUUGGUCCUUCAAGAAUAUAAACAAAACUAUAGCUUUUUUUAAAUACAAAAUUUAUCAGAAGUCCAGAAAGAAUAGAACGAAGGAACGUAGCAAUUUUAUCUGUAGGUCUACGUGUAAAAACAGUGAAUUUAACCGGCCUGGCAUUCGUUCCCAAAACAAUUUGAAAAAGAUAUCAUAAUAGCCGAAAAACAUAGAAAAUGGCAACAAAAACUGAACAUAAGGGAUUUAGAAAGUGCCUUCACUGCUCCUGAUAAAAACUGCUAGACAUAUUUUCGGCAGAAUGCCAAGAAUACAAUAAUUUAAAGAAAUUAAAACUGAGAAACACGAGAAACCAAUGAUUGAACGUGGAAACUCCAGUAGCCCUGGGUAUCACUGUCGAUGCAUUAAACAGUUUCCCUCAACUUUUUACAUCAAAACCUUAUUAAAAUCUUGUAUUGUUUAUGGUCGUAUGUUCGCUUAAAAAUUCAAGCGACAGUACAAAUAUGCGCAUCACGUCACUGAGUACAUGUUAGGAGAAUUAGGAGAAUUUCAAAGUCGAUUUUUUGAGUAAAAUUGUGUGCUCGGUCUGUAAACGGAACGAAACGGGACACCAUUUUGUUUUUGUCCGAAGGUGAAUAGUGCAAUGACAUUAGAAACUGAGCAACCAAUCAAAUUUCACGAAACACACUAACCACCUUCCGAGCAUAUGCUAAUUAAUUUUAUUUCCCAGAUAUUAACGAAUGCAACAGCAAUCCGUGCCAUGAAAAAGGAACGUGUCGAAAUUUUCCAGGACAUUUUACUUGUACGUGUGAUUCAGGAUUCACUGGUAAUGGAACACACUGCAUUGGUACGUAAAACGGUUUUAACAUACAAGUUAUCAUCUUCCUAUUUAGUUUAAAAUGAAUUGAUGAUCCGAAUGCAACAACAAAUUUAUUUUAGAAUGAAAUCAAAAUGUUCAUUAUAAGUGACUUUUAGCAACUUGUAAUUUGUUCUAGUUUUUUGUACGUUACACAUUUAUUCUCUUGUGCUUGAAAAAGUAAUGACCAAAUUAUUUAACUCCUGGACUAAAAUACAAGACAUAACUUGCUGCAUGCAAAGACGACAUCAAAUCCUGGUUAUUAUAUAUCAACAAAAAUUCUCAGCCGAACAAAUAAAUUCCAAUUAACCCAAGCAAUAAGUAAAUUAUCUAUCAUUAAUAUUAUUAAAAUCUUUCCGAUGUUGAUCAACGCUUUUCUAUUCGUACAAAACUUUUAUAAUCACAAAAAAUUCCCAUUCCACAGAAUGUAUUAAUUUUCAAAAAUGUACAGUCUUUACUUCUUUUUUAAAUUUACUACCAACUUAAAUUUCGAAUAAAAACGAAGACACCUCAUAGGGUAAGGUGGACAUUGUAUAGCCACACCCUCCCCCUCACCCAUUUUUCAGCCUACCCUAUAGGGAAUAAAUAAUGAAUGAUCCCUAAACCAAUGGCUUGAUGACCUGAUUUCAGAUAUAAACGAAUGUACAGUGACGCCAAAUGUCUGCCUCAAAAGUAUGAUGUGUGAAAAUACUCUCGGUGGGUAUGACUGCAAAUGUCGAAGUGGUCGCGUUAUUGUUGGGAAUAUUUGCAAAGGUAAAUAUAGCUAAAACAUCUAUAUCUCUCUGUGUAAAUAUUGAAUGUAAUAAGCAAUAUUAAACGCGAAAUAGAGCAACUAUGUCAUAGCCAAGGCAAAAUAGGACACACCAUUGCGGAAACAUUAUGUUCCGAUGCCCACCUAGAAAUAUUUGUCACUGACUCCUUUGCCUUUAAAUUUAAUUAGUCCUCUGUGUGUAUUGUUCGUUGGAACAACCAUUACCACCAGAAUAAAUUAUUCCAUACAGCACUUCGAGUUAAGUAAAAAAGAAAUGUAUGGAAGAUCAGAAUAAACGCUGGAUUUUUUUUGAGGUUGGUCAGACAGUGAAACAUUAAAUUUUGUUCUAAUGUUCUAUAGCGGUCAAAACGUAUGCUGGUCGUUUGUCAAUUAAAAAUCUUCAGUAUCGUCCAAUCUACAACAACUCACAAAGCAAAGAGUAUAUUGAAUUAAGCAACACCAUGAAACAUGCUGUAAGUAUUUUGAUUCAAUCGGUACAGGAUAUUGAUUUUUCGAUCAAAACAACACGCUGAAAUUAAUUUCACAUGCAUGCGAAGUAAUUACGAAUUAGUUGAAGUUGUUGUGUUGCACAUCAUAGCAGCAGAUGCCAUAAAUAGGCACGCGAUGAGGUGAGACAAAACACUUGUAGUAUAACCAGUGUACGAGCUGUAUAGUCCUGCUCAUACCAGUUCUCAAUUCAAAUUAAAAAUUGUCUUCACCCUUUCAAAAUUUAGAUUAGAGAAUUGUAUCAAAAUACUUCAUACGGUGACUUGGUUGUUGAUGUUCUUAUUAACAGAAUUUAGUAAGUAUAUUUUAUUUUAAGCAUUUCGAAGUUGUUUUUUGUAUGAAUGACAAAAAGUAAGAAUUCCUUCGAACCCUGUUUAAUAUAUCGAACUAAACAAAUUAGAUCUAUAUAUUUCACAAUCAGUGGCGCCGCCAGCUCGAUUAUUGGGGGGGGGGGGGGAAUAUUGAUAUCUUCGUGUUCUGCAUUAUUAACUUCUUUUGAAAUCCAUUGUUUUUAUGGUCUGUGAACACAAAUAUAUGAAUAUUCGCCCCCCCCCCCCAAUUAUCGAGCUGGCAGCGCCACUGUUUACAAUAUAUAACGAGGAUAAGUUAGAUGGUGGAGCACCAAUUCAACAUGCCUGAACAUACAAUGAAACAAUUGUCUGACAUGAGCAAACAUUCAAUAAUUUGAAUUUAUUUUUCUGCUAUAGCAACGGUUCUAUUCGUGUGGAUUACGAUGUGAUGUUUAACUCCACUGCUACAAACAUCACAGCAGAAUCACUAAAUACAGAGCUAGGACAAAUUGUAAAUGCGGCGAAUGGUACAGUUGGAAAUUCUCUAGUCCUUGGACAAAUUGAAGGAGGUCGUCUGUUCAUCAUUGAAGGUAUAGAUACAGUAUGGGUUCCAAUUUUAAUCACAUAGUCUCCUAAUUGAAAUAUUCCGUAGAGAUUCUUUGAAUAAAAAUUACAUUGGAGUGGAUUUCAACUCACUUUUCCUAAUAUGUUGCAAACUUCGUCAUUUACUUCGCAAAGGUUAUAAUGAUUCACAUGCAGUUUAACUGAACAAAAUCUCCGAUUGGCUAAUAGAGAAAGGGAGGGAACGAAAUGCGUAGUUUACAAGUUGAAUUUUAUUAUGCAUACGCUUUUGGUUUUGAAAAUGAAUUUUUGCCAAUCGAAUGAAGGUUAGCAAAAUUAGCGAAAUUGACUGAAAAUGAAAUUUAUUCAAUAGUAAACUGUUUCGAGGUACUGGCGUGUAUUAAUUAAUAGUCAAACAACUCAUUAAUAAUUCAUAAAGCUUAUUAGAAAAUCAUGACAACCAUAACAUAUCACGUGAAAAGGCUUUAUACCUGCAUGAUAAAAGUCAUCUUCAUUAAAUUAAUAUUCUUUAUAUAAAGAUCCAUCCUAAUUAGCAGCCUUUAUACAAAGAAUACUAACGAGAUAGCCUGCGAACAGGCUCUCAAGCUGAAUUGAGAGCCUGCAUCGAUGACUAAUCAAUUUGAAUAUCUGCGUCUCAAAUCGUGACGCAAAAUUCUCAUUGGUCAGAUGCUAUAAUUUAUAUGUUUCCGCUGAGCUCUAUAUAUGUCAACUGCUGAAGCACUAUGCAUAAAAAACACAUUAACUGAUCAAAUUGGUCUUGGCCAUCUUAUCUCAAAGCACGAAAUGUUCUGUUUUGAGAAAACAGUAUUUAAAACAUUGGAACUUUUGCUUGAAUAUCUUAUAUUUCGAAAAACAGUAUAACAAAAAUGCGGUCUAAAUUUAGUUUGCACGGUCUAAAUUUAGUUUGCACGAAAGUUGUAAACAACACCAUAUUUGGAAAAACGAACGUUACGGGGCAGAUAUUCAAAUUGAUUAGUCAUCGAUGCAGGCUCUCAAUUCAGCUUGAGUGCCUGUUCGCAGGCUAACUAACGAGAUGGCAUCUAUUGUAGUCGUGCUUGAAGUUUAAAUUAUCUCAAAUGAGCUUAACUCGUCAAUCUUCGUCUUAGUAAGACAAUAAGAUCGUCCAGUGUAAAACAUGGUUCAAUUGACCCCUGAGCAGAGAAACAAAUACCUUGCAGCAGACUCGCAUUGCUUUUGGAUUGAUUGACUUUUCAUAAUUAAUGUAUUUUCAAUUCCCAACAGUGGAAGAAUGUGAUUUGGACCGGCAAUUUCUUUUUGACGAGUAUAUGGCCAUUUCUUAUCGUUACGGUUUAAUAAAGCUAUCAUAUAUAGAAAAGCUAAAUAUAACAGCUCUUUGCUCCUACGUAAAAAUUGAAUUGUUUAGCUAUGAUGCACGACAGCCUGUUGAAUUUCCAUAGAGUUUUUCUUAUUCACCCUGUAUAUGAAUAAUAUAUAUACAGGGUGUCUAAAAAACGCAAUGGAAAUUCAACAGGUUGUCGUGCAUCGUAAACUAAUUAGCUAAACAAUUCAAUUUUUACAUAGAAUUAAAGAGCUGUUACUUACUGUAGCUUCUCUAUGAUACCUUUUUUAAAUCGUAACAAUGAGAAAUGGCCACAUAAACGUCAAAUUAAAAUUUGCCGGUCGAAAUCACAUUCUUCCAUUCUUCCAAAUUGAAAAUACAUUAAUUAUGCAAAGUCAGUCAAUCCAAAAGCAACGCGAGCCUGCUGUAAGCUAUUUGGUUCGUAAAACGUUUUGAUGAUGAAUGUUCUCUGUUCAUGGGUUAAUUCAACCAUGUUUUGUGGGCGUUCUUAUUGAGUUAUUAGCGAGGUUUAGCAAAGACGACGCGACGUCAAAGACGACGUGAAAAUGGCGUAAAAAUGGCGUAGGCACUUCCAUAGAUGGGCAUGUCACGCCAUUUUUACGCCAUUUUCACGUCGUCUUUGACGUCGCGUCGUCUUUGCUAAACCUCGCUAAUGUCGCACUAAGACGAAGAUCGACGAGUUGAGCUCAUUUUAGAUAAUUUAACAUUCAAUUUUAAUUCCUUCUUGGGAAAUGUUUAUGUAGCCUAGUUUCGUUUUCCAUGCAAUUCCCAAUGGUGGAAGAAUGUGAUUUCGACCGGCAAUUUUUAUUUCACGAGUAUUUGUGGCCAUUUCUCAUCGUUACGAUUUAAAAAGAGUAUCAUUGAAAAGCUAAAUAACUGUUCUUUCGUCUUAUGUAAAAAUUUAAUUGUUUAACUACGUUUAUGAUGCACGACAGCCUGUUGAAUUUUCAUAGCGUUUUUUUAGACACCUUGUAUAUUAUUGUCGCAAGGAGAAUACAUUUACAUUGUUAAUAGCAGUUUAACUGUUUAAUAAAAUGAAGGUUAUACAGGGUGUAUAAAAAAAACGCAACCUCGGAAUUUCCUAAGAAAUCACUUUGCAAUUCUUAAGCAUGAAAGAUUUUAGGCCCCUGGGAAUUAAAAUCGAAUUGCUAACAGAUCAUAUUACUAUUGUUCUGCAUUAAAUAAAUGCAUAAAUUUUGCUUUAUGCACUCGCGUGUGCAGUAAUUUUGACAGUUGUGCUAUUUUAAAUUCCCUGGCGCCUAAAAUCAUUUGUCUUUAAAACAAUGUCGAUUUCUUGGGAAAUUCCGAGGUUGCGUUUUUUUUUAUACACGCUGUAUAUGUUCUACAAUGCAAUGUAAUACAAUACAAUGCGAUGCGAUGCGAUGCGAUGCGAUGCGAUGCAAUGCAAUGCAAUAACAUUAACGUCAGUUAUAAUCAAUGGCCAUCAAUGGCGAAAAUUGUAUAACUGCUAGUUUGUGAAGUUAUUAAUUAUUUGGUUUAUUUUAGAUAAAGACGAGUGUACGACUGCGGACCCUUGCGAUGAAAAUGCAGUUUGUAAUAAUACAGACGGAUCUUUUGUUUGUCGUUGUCAUUCCGGAUUUUCUGGUGACGGUCUUAUUUGCACAGGUGCAUAUUAUUUUAUAAGAUUUACAAAUCUUGAUAUUUACCCAUUCCGUAUAGUGUCACCAACCCACUUUGUAAUAGAUAAAGCGUGAGCUACCGCGUUCGUAUUGUAUCAGACAUGUACCAACUCCAGCCGAAUGGGCGAGAUGUUGUAUAUCUGAUCCAACACGUACGCGAAUGCUUUAUAUAGCUUCUGAAACGUCUUGAUGAGAUAACAUUCGUAUUCUUCAACAAUUUAACAUUUAUUAUUGACAUUUGGUGAGAAAAUCGGAAUUAAAGUUCAUGUAAAUCAUGCUGAUUUAUGUAUCAGGUUUUUGUGUUUUAUUCGUGAAUUAUUAAUGAUUUCACAAAUACUGCAUAGAGCAUACAUUACCUUGUAGUAAAUGCUUUAAUAUUAAGCAAUCUUUAUUCACCAGGAAUAAGACACUGAUCCACUGAUCACCUUUAAAUCCUAUCUUGAACACACUGAACCGUUAUUUCACAAGUUGAAGAUCUUAAAUAUUUUUAAGAUCAAUGAUUAUUUAAGUUGCUUAUUCAUGUACCGUAUUAAAUACUUCCAAAAUUUACCUGAAUUUUUUAAUAAUUACUUCACGCGGAAUAGUGAAAUACAUCGUUAUAAUACUCGAAAUGCAAACAAAUUUCACGUUAAGGCCACAUAAAAAAAAAUAGUUGGUUAGCAUCCCCGCCCGCCCACAAAAAAGGCCCCGCUCAGGAUUUUUUUUUUAUUUUUUAUUUUAAAAACCCCCGACUUUUAUUGAUCAACGGGCUCUAAUAUAUGUAGUAUUUCUGUCGUCUGUAGUCAAUUGUGUUAAUAAUUUGCGAAAUUGCGUGCGAAAAUGACGGUAUGAAUUAUAUUUUGAAAUAUAUAAAAAAAAGAUCGGUACUGCGCAAGAAAAUCCAGUUUCGGACCUAACAGAGAGUAAAACCAAGGCGUUAAAAAUUAGUAAAAAUUUAAAAAAAGCGCCCGCCCCCCACUUUUUGGCAAAAGCCAAGGACGCUAACCAACUAUUUUUUUUAUAUGGCCUAACAAUAAAAGAACCAAUUAUGCCAAACAUACCGUUAUUAACAAGGGAAUUGAAAUAUGGAAUUCCCUUGAUGAAAAGAUUAGCAAUAUUAGGUCUUAUUUUACUUUUAAAAUAAAAUAAAAUCAAAGAUAUUCUUUUUGGAAUAUAUUUGAUUGUCAUCAAACAAGUCAUAUCUUCAUGUCUUGUAUAUAGAAAAAUAAUUUUUAGUUAAAUUAAACUUUCCUUCUUAUUAUUUCUUAGUUAUAUUAUAAUCAUUACUUGUAAAUAUUCUAUUCGACUCUCAAAAAUUAUUCUUAUGAAUAUUGUAAAACUAGGGACCUCUUACCAAAAAGCCUGAAAGGGUUUCAUUAAGGUCCCUAGCCCUUCACGUUGUUAUUAUAGCACUGUAAUUAUGUAAACUUUUUAUUGGGCAAAAUAAAUAAUAAUAAUAAUAAUAAUAAUAAUAAUAAUAACUAGUCACAGAAAUGUUUUGGUACUUUUUCUUCCACCAAUAAGCAAUGAAUUAUCUCUGAUACAAAUUUAAAUCUUACAGAUAUUGACGAAUGCUCUACUAAUCCUUGUCAUGAAAAUGCCACUUGUGAAAAUUUUCCGGGAAAUUUCUCUUGUACUUGUAAAACCAGCUACACUGGUAACGGGACGCAUUGCACUGGUACGUUGAAUUAUUUAUAUUUUUGA